Puntigrus tetrazona (Sumatra barb) is the source of this 1761-nucleotide messenger RNA. RefSeq names its product coiled-coil domain containing 174 (gene ccdc174). Bases 108 to 1493 code for a protein of 461 amino acids. The transcript has 11 exons. Gene Ontology annotation, cellular component: nucleus. Lineage: Eukaryota; Metazoa; Chordata; Actinopteri; Cypriniformes; Cyprinidae. The record is from RefSeq and is a predicted model, not a curated record.
CCUCCGAGACAGUAGAUGGCAGACUGCAUUUGGCCUUUAUAGAGAUACACUGUGUAGCUUUCUGAACGUCAGUGCUAGCCUGUUUUACCUAAAAAUCUACGGUUAAUAUGGAUAAAAAGAAGAAACCAUACAGUGUUACAGCGUCGUCACUGGUCGAUUUGAAAGCGGAAUUAUAUCGGAAACAGGAACAAUUUAAGCACGACCGACUUGGCCAAGAUGAAGGAGCCUCACAGAAGUCUAAGACAAAAAUAAAAAAGCCCAAUAUCUGGAGCAAACAGAAUGAAGGAGUCAGUGCACGAGCUGAGAGGGACGUUCAGCAGACGACAGAGGAAGAGAACACACUAGAAAAGUCCAGGCAAAAAUUGGAGGAAAAGGCACGUCUGUAUGAACAGAUGACAAAAGGAGAUUUCCCAGAUGAGGAGACCGAAAGUCUUUUUCUGGUGGAUUUCACCCAAAAGAUCAUCAACCAGAGGAAUGAACCACAGACACACAAUGCAAAUGUAGCAGGGGACCGAGAUGGAGAGGACUCUGAUGUAAAAAUCCCGGUUCCACCUCCACAGAACGCAAAUGAAGAAUGGGUGGACUAUGUUGAUGCAUUAGGACGUUCUCGAAGAUGUCUGAGAAAAGACCUACCAGAUUUUCAAAAAAUGGACGAGGAACUCCACAACAAGAGGGUGACGGGUGCUGACAGGACGCUGUUAUCUGAUGACAUGAGGAGAGAAAUGCAGAGAGAGCAGUGGGAGAGAGAGGAAGAGGAGCAGAUGAAGAAACCUGUUGGACCCAUUCACUAUGAAAAUAUCAGAGAACAAGAGGCCAGAGAGCUGGGUGUUGGGUAUUUUGCUUUUGCCCAGGAUGAGGACCAACGAAGAAAACAGAGAGAAACUCUAGACAUGCUGAGGGACCAGACUACAGAUCAGCGCCACAAACGUGAGCAACUGAAGGAGAAGCGGAAAGCCCUGCUUAAAGAUCGGCUUGCUAAAGUAAGAAUGAGGAGGAUGAAGAAAAGCAAGUUGGAGCCAGGAGAUGAAGAAGAGGCUGCUGCUGCUAAUGCUGAGAAUGAUGAAGAUGAUAACGAUGAAGGUUUGGUUGGACCUCCAGCCCCAAUAGUGCGGAAAGUGGAAGUAGAGAUUCAAGAGAGAAAAGACACCAAACCUGGUGUUCCACACGUAAGAGAGUGGGACAGAGGCAAAGAGUUCUCCUUGGGACAGUGGACCAAUCGUCGUCGAGAAGAGCGAGACUCAGAGUUUGCUCCUCCUUCUGCUUAUUACAGAGACGAUACAAGAUCUAGUCACAACAGAGCCACAGACAAAGGAAAACUUGCCUUCAAGUGGUCUGAAUCCCCAAAACCCACAAACAGAGACACAGAGAACAUAUCUGCCUCUAGUCAACCUUCUGACGUACCCACAUAUACAUACCCACAACCUUCUCAACCACAGACUGCUCAAACACAGAGUCUGGACGAACUGUUAUCAUACUACAAACACUCCAUGUAAAAGUGCAAGUCUGAAUAUCACUGGAAACUAUGGGAUUUGAUCUUAAACCACAGUGGCAGUAAAACUAUGUACUAAAAUGUAACUGAAUUGCAAAGUUAGAAUAAAGAAUUACAAGAAUAUUUAGAUUAAUAUGCACUGUUUUAUUCCAUGUUAUUCCAAAUUCAACAGCAUUCUUAACCAUAAUUUAUUACAUUUUAAAUAGAUUGUAAAGAACAGAAGUCACUCUUGUCCAUAAAAUUAUGUUAAUUAAACAGUUUUCCUGUUCUAA